Molecule: messenger RNA, 2239 nt
Organism: Moneuplotes crassus
Lineage: Eukaryota; Ciliophora; Spirotrichea; Euplotida; Euplotidae
Source: the annotation of a GenBank genome assembly
CAAUUUUUAAGAUGAAAAUAGUAGUAAAUGAACCACCCUCAGAUGGGAAAACAGCAAAGGAGAAUGGGGUUAGUGCAAGAAAUGGAGCAAAAGGUGAUAGAGAAGAGACUAAAGAGACUGGAAAUACUCAUCAAACUGAAGAAGAGGAUAUUUUUGAUCCACAGAGAACUACAUGGAGAAUAAUGGCCAUAGUGAGCGUGAUCUUUUAUUUCUUAUACCGACAUAUUUGGCAAAAAGAAAAUCAACUUCCAAAAGUGCUUAUACUUUCAAUUGGUGUUGAGAUUACUCUCUUGUUCAUGGUAAUGUAUCCUAAGUGGAAAUCCAACGAUUUGCAUAAAAUUUUUGGUGAUUCAUCUGUCCAGAUGAUGUUAGGAAUCCUCUUAAUUACAAUGAUGUUUGAUAUAUGUGGAAUCUUCCAAAAUAUGUUUGGAGGGGUCAACAUCCUGAUUCUUAUUGCAAGGGUCUCACGAGUAGGACUAUACUAUUUCCUUGUGGCCAAUUUUGAAUCUGAUAAGGUUAAGGAGAAAAGACAAGCACUUCAAAAUGAAAUCAGUCAAAUUAAAAAGGAAACAGAUCUGAAUGCUAUCCUAAAGAAGUUAGAUGAUAAAUGCGAAAACACAGAUGAGGUACUUAAAGCAGCAAUUCAGAAGGGAAUCGAGGUCCACAAUGACAAUAGAAGAAAGAAAAAGGUCAGACACGGGCUCUUGAAGGCUAGUUUCAUGAGAGAUGAUACUGAGGUCGACCCAACGAGGAUUAAUGAAGUCAAGCUCAAAGAUAUUAACAGAAUUAUUGACUCUAUCGAUGAUCAUCAAGAGGAAUUUUUCAACGAUGACUUCAAUUUUUUGACAAUGGAGGAUCAAUAUGACUUGAAGAUGCUACUAGACUCUUCUGAGGAUCUUGAAUUUGACGUGUUUGAUCUCAAGAAUCAGACAAAUGGAAAUGAAAUGUACGUUUUUGGUAUGCACAUUAUGACCAAAGAAGCAUACUUAGAAGAGUACAGAAUUGAUAAGAUGAAGCUCCAAAAUUUCUUAUAUGCUAUCCAAGAGAGUUAUAAUCCAGUUGCUUACCACAAUAAGACUCAUGCUACUGAUGUGUCUCAAACUGUUUAUUAUUUCAUGAAGAGUUGUGACGUUAUAGAUAUUUGCAAACUCUCUAGGACAGAGCAGAUGUCUAUGCUUUUAGCUGGUUUUAUGCAAGAUGUUGACCAUCCUGGAUAUACCAAUUCAUUCCUUAUCAAUACUAAUGAUCCACUUUCUUUAAGAUAUAACGAUAAAUCAGUUCUGGAAAAUUAUCAUAUCGCAAUGGCUUUCAAGAUCAUGAAAGGGUGCGAACAGUGCGAUAUCUUUGACAAAGUCUCAAUGAAGCAGAACAGAGAAAUCAGAAAACUAAUUGUUAAUUUUAUUCUUGCUACAGACAUGGCCAACCACUUUAGCAAGAUGUUUGCUCUUGAGCAAAGAAGUUCUGAAGAUGAUUUUGAUCCGGCAGGUAUUGAUAAAGAGAUUACAACUGAAUUUAUAUUCCACGUUGCUGAUAUUAAUACCUCUAAGCCUUGGCCUGUUUGUAAAAAGUGGGUAGAUAUGCUCUUCAUAGAAUUUUUCAAUCAAGGUGAUAGAGAAAAGGAGAUCGGUCUAGAGGUAUCUUACUUAAUGGAUAGAGAAACUAUUAACGUUGCUGAAUCUCAAGAUAUGUUCAUUAAUAACAUGAUUAAACCAGCCUUUGUAAUUCUCGAGCAAUUUAUACCUAAUCUAUCCCAAAAUUUGAGGAACCUAGAUGACAAUCUUGAGAAAUGGAAAAAGAAGAUUCCUCAAUAUGCAAUUGGAGUACAUGCCCAUAAAGAGACUAGAAAGCAAACCGAAGGAGAUUCCAGAAAGUCAAGAACACCAGUUAAAGAAGAAAUUGAUAUGAUUGAAGAAGUUGAAAGUGAGCAUGAAGUUGUUAAAGAAGAAGCUCAAGCAGUAGAAGCACCCCAAAAUGAAGAAGAUGUCAAGGCAAUAGAGAUCAACUUGCAAGAGGAAAAAGAAAUCGAGAAGGAAUUGGAAAAGGAAGAAAAUGGCUACGUUAGUGACGACUCCUACGUACCAAGCGAGUACACCCCUUAUUUGUCUUCAAGAAAGAACUCUAGACCAAAAGAGUUUGGAAUCUACCAAGUCCCAAGACAAAUGGAAACCAACACUAAAAAGAAAAUGAGCGGAGUACUUUCUAGAAAGACUCGUUAGAUGAAUUGCUUAUCAUUUUCAAU